ACAUAAAAUAUUGUUCCUGUGAGAAAAGUUUUAUUCAGGCAGAAAGUGUGCAGAUGAAGUCGGAUGUGAUACAAAAUGGUGGCGGUGUGAAGUGCACUAGGUAGUGAACAGGGCUGGGAUUGUGAGCAGGAGGAGGAGGAGGAGGAGGAGGAGGAGCUAAGUGUGAGUGAGUGUGUGUGUGUGUCAGUGUGAGUGUGUGUGUGAGAGAGAUCCAACACCCUAAACUUCUAGGAACAAAAGUAAAGUAAAGGCAGCAGCAGCAGCAGCAGUUUACCGCCUGAUCAGGAGCAUCAUCUCACCAUGCCGGUGUUCCACACUAAGACCAUAGAGAGCAUCCUGGAGCCUGUGGCCCAGCAGAUCUCUCACCUGGUCAUCAUGCAUGAGGAAGGCGAAGUGGACGGGAAGGCGAUCCCGGAUCUGUGCGCUCCGGUGGCGGCGGUGCAGGCAGCAGUCAGUAACCUGGUCCGGGUGGGGAAGGAUACAGUGCAGACUACAGAGGAUGCCAUCAUGAGGAGAGACAUGCCUCCUGCAUUCAUAAAAGUGGAGAAUGCAUGCACUAAGCUGGUCCAGGCAGCUCAGAUGCUGAAGUCUGACCCGUACUCCGUCCCCGCUCGGGAUUAUCUCAUCGACGGCUCACGCGGUAUUUUAUCAGGAACCUCGGACCUUCUGCUCACCUUUGAUGAAGCUGAGGUGCGUAAAAUCAUCCGUGUGUGUAAAGGUAUUUUGGAGUAUCUGACCGUCGCUGAAGUGGUGGAGAGCAUGGAGGACCUGAUCACAUACACCAAGAACCUCGGACCAGGCAUGACGAAGAUGGCGAAGAUGAUUGACGAGCGGCAGCAGGAGCUGACUCACCAGGAGCACCGCGUCAUGCUCGUUAACUCCAUGAACACGGUGAAGGAGCUGCUGCCUGUCCUCAUCUCAGGAAUAAAGAUCUUUGUUACGACAAAGACAGCUCAGAGUGGAGGUAUAGAUGAGGCCGUGAAGAACAGGAACUUCACUGUGGAAAAGAUGAGCGCAGAGAUCAAUGAGAUCAUCCGAGUGCUCCAGCUCACAUCCUGGGAUGAAGAUGCCUGGGCCAGCAAGGACACGGAGACGAUGAAGCGAGCGCUGGCACUCAUCGACUCUAAAAUGGCUCAGGCAAAGAACUGGCUUAAGGAUCCCAAUGCACAGCCUGGAGAUGCAGGUGAACAGGCUGUCAGGCAGAUCCUGGAUGAAGCAGGGAAGGUGGGUGAACUGUGUGUGGGUAAUGAGAGGAAAGAGAUUCUGGACACAGCCAAAGUCCUCGGACACCUGACUGACCAGGUCGCAGAUCUGCGUUCCAGGGGUUCUGGUACCAGUCCUGUGGCCAUUCAGAAAGCACAGCAGGUUGCUCAGGGGCUUGACAUGUUGUCUGGGAGAGUCGCGAAUGCAGCAGAUAAACUGGAGGCCAUGACCAAUGCCAAACACACACUCGCCAAGAAAGCAGAGGCAGCACAGGCCUGGCUAGCUGAUCCCGCCUCCGGUCCUGAGGGGGAGGAGCAUGUGAAGGCCGUUCUCGCCGAGGCUCAGAAUAUCGCAGCUCUUUGUGAGGAUCCUCGUGAAUAUGACGAUAUUCUGCGCAAUGUGAACGAAAUUGCCGCUCUCACAGGCAAACUGUCCCAACUCCGCAAAGCGGGUAAAGGUGAUACCCCCGAGGCUCGUGCCCUGGCUAAGCAGAUCGCCACAGCUCUGCAGAAUUUACAGUCUAAAACAAACCGCGCCGUAGCGAACACUCGCCCGGCCAAAGCGGCAGUUCACCUGGAGGGUAAGAUGGAGCAGGCGCAGCGCUGGAUAGACAACCCCACCAUGGAGGAUGGAGGAGUGGGUCAAGCUGCAAUUCGUGGGCUGGUUGCAGAAGGGCGUCGCCUCGCUAACGUCUUACCUGGCUCUCAGAGGGCGGAGCUUAUGGGAAAGUGUGAGCAGGUGGAGCAUCUGAUGGGUCAACUGGCUGAACUGAGCGCUCGGGGACAAGCAGAUAGUCCACAAGCACAAGCUCUCGCUCAGCAGCUCCAACACGCACUCAAAGACCUUAAAGGUAAAAUGCAGGAGGCCAUGACACAGGAAGUGUCCGACAUCUUCAGUGACACAACAACUCCAGUAAAACUGCUGGCUGUAGCUGCGACUGCUCCACUAGGCACUCCUAACAGAGAUGGGGUGUUUGAGGAGCGAGCAGCAGGGUUUGAGACUCACGCUGCGAGACUCGGUGCAACAGCAGAUAAAGCAGCAGCAGUAGGAGCAGCCAAUCGCAGUACAGUGGAGGGAAUCCAUGCUGCCGUCAAGUCCGCCAGAGAUCUCACACCUCAGGUGGUAUCUGCUGCUCGUAUCCUACUGAAGAACCCUGGGAACCAGGCUGCUCAUGAACACUUUGAGACCAUGAAGAACCAGUGGAUCGACAAUGUGGAGAAAAUGACCACUCUGGUGGAUGAAGCGAUAGACACUAAGUCUCUGUUGGAUGCAUCGGAGGAGGCCAUUAAACACGACCUGGAGAAGUGUCAUGUGGCCAUGGCCAAUCACCAGCCUCAGAUGCUGGUUGCCGGGGCGACGAGCAUAGCGCGCAGGGCCAACCGCAUCGUGCUAGUGGCGAAGCGGGAGGUGGAAAACUCUGAGGAGCCCAAGUUCAGGGAGACGCUGAGGGAAGCAGCCAAUGAGCUCAGUGCCUCUAUAUCACCCAUGGUGAUGGGGGCAAAGAGUGUGGCUAAUAAUAUACAGGACCCAACUCUACAGAAAGGCUUUAUGGACUCGGGUUACAGGAUUUUGGCGUCAGUAGCUAAAGUCCGUGAAUCGUUUCAGCCUCAGGAACCUGAUUUCCCUCCUCCUCCUCCUCCAGACCUCCAGCAGCUCAGCAUUAAUGAUGAGGGUGCCCCCCCAAAGCCCCCCCUGCCUGAGGGUGAAGUCCCGCCCCCACGGCCGCCGCCCCCUGAGGAGAAAGAUGAGGAGUUUCCUGAGCAGAGAGCCGGAGAGAUGGUCAGCGAACCCAUGAUGGUGGCAGCGCGGCAGCUUCACGAUGAGGCUCGCAAGUGGUCCAGCAAGGGUAAUGACAUCAUAGGUGCAGCUAAGCGCAUGGCCCUGCUGAUGGCAGAAAUGUCUCGGCUGGUACGAGGAGGAAGCGGAAACAAGCGCGCGCUCAUCCAGUGUGCUAAAGACAUCGCCAAGGCUUCAGAUGAGGUGACGAAACUCGCUAAGGAGGUGGCUAAGCAGUGCACGGAUAAACGCAUUCGCACUAACCUGCUGCAGGUGUGUGAGCGCAUCCCCACCAUCAGCACUCAGCUAAAGAUUCUCUCCACGGUGAAGGCCACCAUGUUGGGACGUACCAACAUUAGUGAGGAGGAGUCUGAGCAGGCGACAGAGAUGUUGGUCCACAACGCUCAGAAUCUGAUGCAGUCGGUGAAGGAGACGGUGCGUGAGGCCGAGGCUGCGUCCAUCAAGAUCCGCACGGACGCCGGCUUCACGCUGCACUGGGUCCGUAAGACCCCCUGGUACCAGUGAGGAGGGGCACACACACACACACACACACACUCAGUCCUCCUCAGGUCCACACACCCCUCUGAUGACCGACGGUUCCACUUCCUUUUCUAUCAUUUGUAAUAAACUCUUCUUGUUUAGCAGCGAGAUCUUGACUGUUUUUAUACUGAACUCUUUACCUUUAAUGCUGAUGAUUGUUUCCUCUGGAUUACGUUUGUGUGUGAAUCCUCUCGUGUGUCUGAGUGUUAUGAAGAUCAUCAGGAUGCAUCACGACGGCGUAAUGAUCACGUUUCCGUAUAAUAAUCUCCCAGUAUUGAAUUUAUUAUGCACUACGUUUAUUUCACGCUUAGCAGCGUCUCUUUCUCUCUUUAUAAAAAGUAUUUUAUGCCAAGUACAGAGUUUCAAAUACUGAGAAAAAACUUCUAUUAUUUUCAGUCGCUAUGAAUCUAGUUUUUUUUUUUUUUUUUAAUUUUUUUUAUUUCAGGCUUUUUUCAGGCCCUAAGUCUAGCUCCGCCCCCUGCUGGACUGAAGCAGCUCUGUUUUGUCUAGUCGUCAUGCUGUUUUUCAACUUGUGAUGCAGCUGUAAGAUGAUUAAUAUACUGCAGAUUAGAAAAAAAAACAGAAUAAAUUUUUUUUUAAAUUUUAACAAAUUUUUAAAAAAUAUUUUUUUUUAUUAAAAUAUCUAACUGGGGCCUUCAUGGUAUAGAUAGCUAAUUAAAGCAUUAUAAAACAUACCCCACUGUAAUGUUUAUAUUGAUCAGAGUCAGUGAUCUGGAACUGAAGUUAAAUCUAUUGAUCUUUCCUCCAGCUGCUUAUUAACAAGUGCCUGAGGUUUAGUUAGACGUGGGCAUUAUGGGGACAGAGACACAGAGACACACGGCUUCAGUCUCCUGUGCAGAAAAGUCAUGUGUUCUGUUUUAUUUGGAUUCUUUUUUAGUUCUUAAAAUAGUUUUUAACAAUUAUUUUUUUAAACUUAACUGCAUCUCUAAUAAGCCUUUGUGCUUUAAUAGUGUAUUUAACACACACACACACACACACACACACACACACACACACACACACUGCUGAUUCUCCUACACACUCACGGAGCUGAACACACUAAUGAACACACUCACAUAUAUAAGUGUGUAAUAGAGUCUAUGCAUUUAUAAUGUAUGUUUGUGGUGAUGAUGAUGAUGAUGAUGAUGAUGAGUGUGAAUGUAAAAGAGAUGUGUGUGAUGUACCGCCUGCUCACGUGCCUUUUAUUAAACCAACACAAAACUUUUCAACACA
Molecule: messenger RNA, 4752 nt
Organism: Tachysurus fulvidraco (yellow catfish)
Lineage: Eukaryota; Metazoa; Chordata; Actinopteri; Siluriformes; Bagridae
Gene: vclb
Product: vinculin b
Exons: 21
Coding region: 301-3504 (1067 amino acids)
Biological process (GO): cell adhesion
Cellular component (GO): actin cytoskeleton
Molecular function (GO): actin filament binding; structural molecule activity
Source: RefSeq, a predicted model, not a curated record